AUGGCCCUGUGCGUUUUCUUUGGAUUUAAAAACACGCCACUAGCUGCCUUUGUGCAUACGUCACACACCCAGCUCAACAUUUUUCAUCGGAUCGUGGGUUAUGCCACAAUCUUCUUGGUGUUUCUUCAUGCGAUAUUCUAUACCAUACACUUUGGCCGCCAAGGUCGCUGGGAGACUUUGUUGGAGGAAGGCAAUCUACAAGGAAUUGGCGCCGGCAUUGCUUUCCUCAUACUCCUCAUGGCCAUUUUCAGGCAUCAGGGAUAUGAGAUCUUCUACGUCAGCCACAUUGUAGGUUUCAUCGCUUCGGUUGUGUUAGUGACAUUUCAUAGACCAAAAUGGUCCGGGAAACUUCCAGUUGUGAUGAUAUUCAUCGCUUUAAUCUGGACACUGGAUCGUGCGAUUCGAACAGCGAGAAUGUAUAGCAACCUGGUCAACAAUUCCGCCACAUUCUAUCCGCUUCCCGAUGGAGGAACUAGAGUUAUCCUGAAAAAGCCGGGCGCUCAAAUUGGAUUGCCAGGGUCGCACUGCUUUCUAUGGAUUCCAAGGAUCCAUCUUUUUGGAAACCACCCCUUCACCAUUGUCAGCAAUGGUCCUUCAGGGUUAGAGCUUGUCAUGAAGUCACACGAAGGGUUUACCAAAGCUGUGAAUACUUUUGCUACCCUCUACCCGGGUCGCUGUACUUGGGCUUCGAUAGAUGGGCCCUAUGGCACACUUGCAGAUACCAGAGACUACGACAAGUUAAUCAUGAUUGCAGGUGGAAGCGGGGCUGCAUUCACGUUUGGUCUGCUGAAUCGCAUCAUUGACCAGUCUAAGAUGGCCAAGGUACAAUCGAUUGAGUUUAUAUGGACCAUACGGCAUAUAGAGCAUAUGAGUUGGUUUCAUGAGAGUUUACACCAUCUGGCUAAUUCUGGGCUGCCCGUCCUUAUAACAGUCUAUGUGACGGGCCAUGAACCACCAGCCGAAAGAGAUAUCGCUGCAAACACCUACGAAGUAUGUCAUGAAACACAGAUAGGGACGCAAAGUUCACUAGUAUCAGACAGAAGCACAGCAAGGUAUGGAACGUUUCAGCAGGCAGAUAUGUUGGCCAAGUUUUUAGCGGGACCUGCAGAUGAUGGCUUUGCGGAGCUUCACAAUAUUAAGAUCGGGAGAAUGGACAUCGAAGUAGUUAUUGGCGAGAGUCUGCAAACUUUGGACAGCCAGAGUCGGGUUCUUGUGACCGCUUGCGGCCCAAGGUCACUUAUGGAUGCCGUCAGAGAUUCGGCGGACAAAUGGCGGGAUAAGUCGGAGGUCGCUCUACAAGUACACUGCGAGGCGUUCGACAGUGGGUGA
Messenger RNA from Pestalotiopsis fici W106-1, 1329 nucleotides. RefSeq lists its product as uncharacterized. Gene Ontology annotation, cellular component: plasma membrane. The record is from RefSeq and is a predicted model, not a curated record. Bases 1 to 1329 code for a protein of 442 amino acids. NCBI's taxonomy places the organism in Eukaryota, Fungi, Ascomycota, Sordariomycetes, Amphisphaeriales, Sporocadaceae. Gene Ontology annotation, biological process: copper ion import; intracellular iron ion homeostasis; iron ion transport. Gene Ontology annotation, molecular function: ferric-chelate reductase activity. The transcript is spliced from 2 exons.